This is a messenger RNA of Cyprinodon tularosa, 1498 nucleotides long. It is a transcript of the gene hoxa13b, whose product is annotated as homeobox A13b. NCBI's taxonomy places the organism in Eukaryota, Metazoa, Chordata, Actinopteri, Cyprinodontiformes, Cyprinodontidae. Gene Ontology annotation, biological process: regulation of transcription by RNA polymerase II. The transcript has 2 exons. The coding region runs from base 109 to 984 and encodes 291 amino acids. The record is from RefSeq and is a predicted model, not a curated record. Gene Ontology annotation, molecular function: RNA polymerase II cis-regulatory region sequence-specific DNA binding; DNA-binding transcription factor activity, RNA polymerase II-specific.
UGGGAUCGUUACUCAGCCCCGGGUCUCUGUCUCAACUCAGUCGAGGGGAUUAGUGAAAAAGAGCCUCUUCUCUCCUCUCACCUCCUCUCCUCCCAUGUAGGACAUGCUAUGACCGCCUCGUUACUCCUCGGCUCGCCCUGGAUCGACCCAGUCAUGUUCCUCUACGACGGCGGCGCACAGGAGGAGAGAAGCAAGAACAUGGAAGGUUUCACCGGUGGGAACUUCGCAGCGAACCAGUGCAGGAACCUUUUGGCGCAUCCGACCUCUCUGGCUCCCAGCACCACCUAUGCUCCCAGCGAGGGGCCAGUGUCCAGCGUGGGGGAAUCUGGCAAACAGUGCAGCCCCUGCUCUGCAACUCAAAGCUCACCUAACGCCUCUCUGCCCUACGGAUACUUUGGCAGCGGUUAUUACCCGUGCAGAGUGUCACACGGCGGCGUCAAGGCGUGCUCUCAGCCCUCCGGUUAUGGAGACAAAUACGCGGACUCCUCAGUUUCAGGUGAGGAGUUCUCCACCCGGGCGAAGGAGUUUGCCUUCUACCAGGGUUAUUCCUCCAGCCCCUAUCAGCCCAGCUACCUGGAUGUGCCGGUGGUCCCUGCACUCAGUGCGCCAUCGGAGCCAAGAGAGUCUCUGUUGCCCAUGGAGCCCUAUCAGCCCUGGACCAUCACCAACGGGUGGAGUGGACAAGUUUACUGCACCAAGGAACAGACGCAGGCAAACUCUCUAUGGAAAUCCUCAUUACAAGACUCUUUAUCCGGUGGUGUGGACAAUUCAGUCCGCCGAGGAAGAAAGAAACGCGUACCAUACACUAAGGUGCAACUUAAAGAACUGGAGAGGGAGUACGCCACCAACAAAUUCAUCACCAAGGACAAAAGGAGGCGAAUAUCCGCGCAGACGAACCUGACAGAGAGACAAGUGACGAUUUGGUUCCAGAACAGGCGCGUAAAGGAGAAAAAAGUUGUCAAUAAGUUCAAGAGCUCCACUUAGCUCUGGAGACAUUCCCAGGAGUCGGGUGCGUUUUCAUCAGAGGUGAAAAAAGAAGAAAAAAAAAAGACAGAAAACUGUGCUAUAAUUUAUUCCAUUUAUGAACUGUUACACAGUCUCCCCAGAGCGGCUCUGGUUUGAACUAUAACUUCUCCUUCCUCGUUUUAAUUGGAACCAUUCCGUGGGGCCUGUUCGUGGAAGGUCGGAAGUGAUAAGAGUUUGGGGCGAUUUUGUGUGGAAUGACUCAGUGUUCAUCAUCUGCAUUAAAGGGGUUCAACGGCGGAAAAUUGUGCGCAUUUUUCUUUUCCCCAUGAGGAGCGCAUGGAAUAAUAAAUGUAACAGGUUUUGGUUUAAGACUGUGGGGAGGAAUGACUAAAGCAGACUGUCCGAAGAUUUUUCAAUUGCAUAUUUGGUUCCAAUCCCUGUUGGUGAAAUUUGAUUUUUUCUUAAAAACCCACUUCUUUCAGGAUAUGUGCUCAUUCUCAGUUACUUAUUAAAUAAAACUUUAUCAAGACUU